AUGGUGCAUAGUGGAGGACGCCCCCUUGCAUCACUGAUCAACAACAAUUUCGAGCGCCUGGAACAAGUUCCAAACAGCUCACAUCGCUACUACUGGAAAUGCAGACAUUGCGGAGACACUGACAACUCAUCAGGUGCUCGAAUCCAGGGUCAUGACAACAACCUACCAAACCAUCUCAUCAAGCACUGUACAAAUGCAGUUGCUCUUCUGCGCCAAGCAGCACGUCAAUUUAUUAUGGAAAAGACUGGUGCCCCCACUGAUUCAAAUGCUAUUCUUACUUCACUGGCUGCUUCUGGAAGUUCGACUAUUGCUGCCAUUCCCAUCAAGAAACAUAAAGCUUCGAACCUAGAUGGAUAUAUUGAUCGUCCAUUAAGUAAGGAACAAAAUAACCUAGCGAAUGCAAAGUUGCUUCGCUUUUUCAUUCACGCUAAUAUCCCCUUCCAUGUUGGUGAUGAUGUAUUUUUCCACGAGUUCAUCAAUGUAAUCCGUCCCUCGUAUCACAUACCAUCUCGUUAUGUGUUAUCUCGUCAUCUGCUUGAUAGUGAAGCUGUCCGUGUCCAACAAGAGGAGAUAAACCGACUUAAGGACCGAAAAUGUCUUACCCUUCUCCUGGAUGGAUGGGAGGAUCUACUACGGAGGAGCCUGUAUGGCUCACUUGCAGUUGAGGUCAAUCACCCUCCUGUAGUUCUUGCACUCGAGAAUAUGACUGGGCAGAGAGGCACUGCCGAAAAUCUAGUGGCUGUGUCUCAGAAGGCCAUGAAUCAUAUGGAAGUUGGGGAUGGGAGAAAAUUCAUUGCUGUGACUACAGAUAAUCCAACAGUCAUGCAGUCUUACCAUUGUAGAAACAACAAUACUGUGAGGAACAAAUGA
Messenger RNA from Suillus plorans, 870 nucleotides. RefSeq lists its product as uncharacterized. The record is from RefSeq and is a predicted model, not a curated record. The coding region runs from base 1 to 870 and encodes 289 amino acids. NCBI's taxonomy places the organism in Eukaryota, Fungi, Basidiomycota, Agaricomycetes, Boletales, Suillaceae. The transcript is spliced from 2 exons.